Messenger RNA from Syngnathoides biaculeatus (alligator pipefish), 5486 nucleotides. Its product is annotated as probable RNA-binding protein 46. The transcript is spliced from 7 exons. Gene Ontology annotation, cellular component: nucleus. Bases 121 to 1497 code for a protein of 458 amino acids. Gene Ontology annotation, molecular function: mRNA binding. The record is from RefSeq and is a predicted model, not a curated record. NCBI's taxonomy places the organism in Eukaryota, Metazoa, Chordata, Actinopteri, Syngnathiformes, Syngnathidae.
UCCGUUGAUGGGCAGCAACAGGUGUGCUCAACCACCGACUUUUCCCGAAAAAUAUUCCCAAACUAUCGAUUUUUGGAGUUUAAAUUCGUUUUUAUAAUUCGAUAAAAUACUCCGGACUAAAUGGCGGAAGCCAUAAAUCGUGAUGACCAAGAGUUGUCUGAAGACAGCGACGCAUCCUCAGUGGGGUUCUUCCCUCCGACCAACAUGGAACGGUUCAGGAAGCGACAGUCCGUUCAGUUGGCCCUGGUAAAACUGAUGGACGACACAGGGUAUGACCUCAUCCAAACAAAUGGACGGAGGAAAUUUGGUGGACCGCCACCGAACUGGGACGGUCCGAUGCCACGGAUCGACUGUGAGGUCUUCGUCGGCAAAAUCCCGACAGACAUGUACGAGGACGAGCUCGUCCCUCUCUUCAAGACCGCUGGCACCAUUUACGAGAUGAGGUUAAUGAUGGAGUUCAGCGGGCUGAACCGCGGCUACGCCUUUCUGUUAUACACCGAUCGGGAGGCGGCGCGACAAGCAAUUAAGAAGUUCAAUAAUCGCGAAGUUCGCCAAGGGCAAUUCAUCAGCGUUUGCCCCUCUUUAGAUAAAUGCAGCCUCUUCCUUGGCUGCAUUCCCCAAAACAAGCGCAAGGAGGAGAUCAUGGAGGCGGCUAAAAAGGUACGCAACCUCUCAUCGAGCACCUCAGCGGCAACACUGCAGCGCGAGUUUGAGCGCUUCCAACCAGGCGCAGUGGCGCGAAUGAAGAAGUUCACCCGCCACGCCUUCAUUCACUUUGGCUGCCACAAGGAUGCCGUCGUUGCCGCCGGGGUGAUGAACGGCGCCAUCAUCGACGGGAAGGUCGUGAUAGUGACCCUGGAUUACUUGGGAUGGGAAGUGGUGUUGAGGACAUCCAGCAAGAAAGUCCGGCAGCAAAGGCAGCCACAAGGAGGUGGAGCCAGUGGGGUAAUCAACCUGCAAAAUGGUGGCACUGAUGAGAGCCAUGCUGUGGAAUCCACGAACCCUCGUGUGCAGUGGAGCCCUUGGACUCCUGGACCAUCAUUUCGAGCUGCCCAGGGUGUGUUCCCGCUCAAUCCUGGCUCUCAGCUGUACCCCACCGACUUGCAGCUGCUCCAACCUGGUCAGUUCGGCUCCGCCGUGAGUCUGCUGGAGUUGUAUUGCUGCGUGAACAAGCUGCCGCCCCCGCGUUACGAGCUCUUCUCUGUGCUGGAUCCAGAUGGGGGCUUCCUGGUGGUCUACAAGGUGGUGAUGCUGCUGACACAAGAAGUCUUCAUACCAGACACGGCGUGUGUGCAGGUGGAUGUCGCUAAAGAGCUAGCUGCAGAUUACGCACUGUGGAAUCUUGGUAACGCACGCACAGAUAGAUUGCUUCCCUUAAGCGAUAAUCGGGCAGUUUCACCAUCUUUUCCCCCAACAGAGCCCCGAUCAUUGGAUAUCUUUGAAACAGUUUUUCCCCAAGCAAGGGAACAUAGUUUGAAUCACAAUAAUCAAAUGUAACCAAAAAUAUACAUAAACUGAAAUCAUUAUAGUUUGGUCUCAAUUUACCUAUUUAGUGAUUUUUUUUCAGUCCUCUCAAUUGUCCUACUUCUUCUUCGCUAAUCUCUUUCUUCGAAUGACUUCCUGUAUUUUGGGGUUCCACCACCAAGUCUCCUUCUCCCCUUUCCUACCAGAAGACACAACAAGUCUCUCUCCUCCCUGUCUCUCUGAUCACCUUGGCUGUAGUAGUCCAGUCUUCCGGAAGCUCCUCCUGUUCAUUGAGAGCCUGUCUCACCUCUUUCUGAAAGACCGCACAACAUUCUUCCUUUCUCAACUUCCACCACCUGAUUCUCUGAUCUACCUUUAUCUUCUUAAUCUUUCUCCUCGCCUCCCCUACAACUACCUAACAGUCAGUAACCUUCAGAUUACAGUGAAGAAAAUAAGUAUUUGAACACCCUGCUAUAUUGAAAGUUCUUCCACUCAGAAAUCGUGGAGGGGUCUGAAAUUUUCAUCGUCCACUGUGAGAUAAUCUCAAAAGAAAAAUACAGAAAUCACAAUGUAUGAUUUUUUUAACGAUUUCUUUGUGUGAUACACCUGAAAAUAAGUAUUUCAACACCUGUCUAUCAGCUAGAAUUCUGACCCUGUUAGUCCGCUUUUAAAAGUCCACCUCCAGUCCAUGUAUUAUCCUGAAUCAGAUGGACCUGUGUGAGGUCGUUAGCUAAAUAAAGACACCUGUCCACCCCAUACAAUCAGUAAGACUCAAACUUGUAACAUGGCCAAGAUCAAAGAGCUGUCCAAAGACACCAGAGAGAAAAUUGUACAAGUCCACACGGCUGGAAAGAUCCACUGUUGGAGCAAUCAUUAGAAAAUGGAAGAAGCUAAACAUGGCGGUCAAUCUCAAUCGGAGUGGAGCCCCAUGCAAGAUUUCACCUCGUAGGGUCUCAAUGAUCCUUAGAAAGUUGAGGAAUCAGCCCAGGACCACACGACAGGACUUGGUCAAUGACCUGAAAAGAGCUGAGACAACCAUUUCCAAGGUGAUUGUUGGUAAUACACUAAGACGUCAAGGUUUGAAAUCAUGCAUGGCACGGAAGGUUCCCUUGCGAAAACCAGCACACGUCAAGGCCCGUCUUAAGUUUGCCAAUGACCAUUUGGAUGAUACAGAGGAGUCACGGGAGAAUGUUUUGUGGUCAGAUGAGACCAAAAUUGAAAUUUUUGGUCACAAUUCCACUAAGAAAAAUGAUGAGUUCCAUCCCAAGAACACCAUCCCUACUGUGAAGCAUGGGGGUGAUGGGAUUAUGCUUUGGGGGAGUUUUUCUACACAUGGGACAGGAUGACUACACUGUAUUAAGGUGAGGAUGACCGUGGCCAUGUAUUUUGAGAUUUUGGGGAACAACCUCUUUCCCUGAGUCAGAGCAGUGAAGAUGGGUCGUGUCUGGGUCUUUUAACAUCACAAUGACCCGAAGCACCCAGCCAGGAUAACCAAGGAGUGGCCUCCGUAAGAAGCAGCAGGUUCUGGCAUGGGCUAGCUAGUUUUCAGACCUAAACCCAAUAGAAAAUCUUAUGAGGGAGCUGAAACUCCAUGUUUCUCAGCAACAGCCCAGAAACCUGUCUGAUCUCGAGAAGAUUUGUGUAGAGGAGUGGACCAAAAUCCCUCCUGCAGUGUGUGCAAACCUGGUGAACAACUACAGGAAACGUUUGACCUCUGUAAUUACAAACAAAUGCUACUUUACAAAAUAUUAAUAUUGUUUUUCUCAGGUGUUCAAAUAUUUAUUUCCAGCUGUAUCACACAAAGAAAUUGUGAAAAAAAAAUCUGACAUUGUGAUUUCUGGAUUUUUCUUUUUAGAUGAUCUCUCUCACAGUGGACAUGCACCUACCAUGAAAGUUUGAAACUCACACAGACCCCUUCAAUGAUGAUGUCAGUAAAAUCACAUUUCCUUCAUUCAUUCAUGCAUCGUGUCCUCCCAACUCACAGUGUCGCGGUCCUCCCCGACUGACUUGACCAGAAACCUGUCCCCUGUGUAGUCUGCUACCGCCAGUCCAGACCUGCUCUGCGCUUGUUUUCACACUCCGUAGGCGACAAUUCGAGUCUUGGUUGCCUUUUCGUUCGCACACGUUCAACCGAAGGUGGCCCAGUUGAAUCUCAGGAGUUCCGUUGAGUUGCGGUGCACUCAGGCUAUUUUUUCCAUUCUUAUUAUGUUGGGGUAAAUUUGCAUUAUUGUAUUGCACUGUUUUGUAAAUAAAUGUUUUCUAAAUCUGCAAAACCUUAUUUGACUUAAACUGCUGUUUUUCAUUUUUUUUGCUUAAUUUUCACCACCGAGACAGAAGACCUUCGCAUCUGUUCAUUCAAGGAAUGAGCUAAACCGGGGGGAAGGAAUCAAACUCAAUUUACCUCUGGGCCGCUGGAGCCAGAAUCCGGUUGCGGCAGGGCCGCAGAUCCACAUGCACAUCCGCACCCAUGCAAUUUCCAUCCAUCCAUUUUCUUAGCCGCUUAUCCUCACAAGGGUCAAGGGAAAUGCCGGAGCCUAUCCCAGCUGUCAACGGGCUGGAGGGGGGGGUACACCCCGAACUGGUUGCCAGCACAAUCGCAGGGCCAUCGAGACAGACGACAACUGCACUAACAAUCACACCUAGGGACAAUUUAGAGAGUCCAAUUAAUGGUGCAUGUUUUUUGGGAUGUGGGAGGAAAGCGGAGGGCCCGGAGGAAACCCACGCAGGAACGGGGAGAACAUGCAAACUCCACACAGGCGGGCACGGGAUUGAACCCCAGGACUUCAGAACUGUGAGGCCAACGCUUUACCAGCUGCGCCACCGUACCACCCCCACACAAGCGUGUUUGUCAAAAUAAAACAAUAACACGUCCAUACUGCAAAGCAUUCUUUUAUUGUGGAAGUCUGAUGUACUUUUCAGGUGUGCAACCUCUCCCUGAGCACCACAGCGGCAACCCUGCGGCGCGAGUUUGAGCGCUUCAAACCAGGCUCAGUGGUGCGAGUGAAGAAUUUCCCCCGCCACGCCUUCAUUCACUUUGGCUGCCACGAGGAUGCCGUCGUUGCCGCCAGGAUGAUGAACGGCGCCAUCGUCGACGGAAACCCCGUAGCAGUGACCCUGAAUAUCUACAGAUGGCAGCAAAGGAAGGUGGUCAACCCACGGCAUGGUGGCUCGGAUGAGAGCUGUACUGUGGAAUUCAUGAACCCUCACCUUACUGCGAUGAGCCACCCCGGCCGACAAGACGGCGGCCGGCUGCGGUGGCCCAUACUCGACACCGAGGUAACUUAUAAUGGCGCCGAGCCGGUCCUCUUUACAGCCUUGUUCAUAGCCGCCGCCGUCCGCGAUGAACAACACCUCCGAGCCGGGGCGGUUUACGGCGUUGUCGUCGCACGCGGCUGAGUGCGGCAUUGUCGGCAGCGUUGUUCAGACCGCGAUGGCUCAUCUCCGCCGCAGAAAUGGAUCGGAUGGGGAGGCGGUUUCACUGAGGGAAUGAAUUUUUUUUUUAUUUGAAAUAUGUAAAGAAUUUGGCAGUGGUAUGAGUUUUUUUUUUUUACAAAUUGGGAGAUCAGCAGUGAUUACAUGGUGUCUUAUUUCAAUUUUUUUCGAUAAAUAAGAGUUAUUUAAGUUCACCUGUCUUCUGUAGAAUUAGCAUUUUUACGUUUCACCACUAGAUGGGGGCCUUGGACCAUUUCAUUCACCUCCUGACCUUUAACCUUUAGGUUCUUUUGUAGCGCUUGGCAGGAAGGAAACCUCAGAAGUGAGCAGAAAAUAGAUUUUGAUUUGUGCUUGAUUUUUAUACCAAUUAAAAAAAAAAGCAAUACUUGCAAAGUUGAGAGAAACCCUCCCCCCUUGUGUUUCUAAGAAAGUGGGCAUGUUUGGAAGAUUAUGUCGACUGUAAAAUGAAAAGGAGCUGAGGGUUGUGAUGUCACGUGAUGACGCCAUCGGGGUGGAGCUUGAGUCACGUGACAGGAUUAUGGCGUAAGCGGGAGGGCAGAAGAGAAGUGCAGAGCUGACGGAAAUUCACG